Messenger RNA from Symbiodinium necroappetens, 4575 nucleotides. The record is from the annotation of a GenBank genome assembly. Lineage: Eukaryota; Dinophyceae; Suessiales; Symbiodiniaceae.
GAAAUGCGAAUCCUCAUGUUGGGCCUGGAUGCAGCCGGCAAGACCACUAUCCUUUACAGACUGAAGCUGUCGGAGGUCGUGACAACGAUCCCUACGGUGGGGUUCAAUGUUGAGACGGUUGAGUACAAGAACAUCAGUCUGACCAUCUGGGAUGUUGGAGGCCAGGACAAGAUCCGCAGGCUGUGGCGCCACUACUACCAGGGCACUGACGGCUUGAUCUUUGUGGUAGACAGCUCUGAUCGUGAUCGCAUCAAUGAUGCGCGGGAUGAGCUGCAGCACAUGCUGGGCGAGCCAGAGAUGGAGAAGGCAGCUCUGCUGGUGCUGGCGAAUAAGCAGGACCUUCCUAACGCAAUGUCCGCGAGCGACGUCAUGCACGCACUGGAGCUGCAGAAGAUGCAGCAUCGUAAGUGGUUCAUACAGGCGACCUCAGCCCCGACAGGGGAUGGCCUGUAUGAGGGCUUGGACUGGCUUUCCCGCGCCCUAUGCUCGAAGCCGAGUGGCAACGAGUUCUGCAAAGCCUCUGGGAAGCCAGGCGACCUGAGAUGGAGGAGGUUCUGCAGCGAAGGUCCAAGCAUGGCCCAGCCCGGUGAGGAAUCGGCACAGCCAGAAACAUCGCUCGCCUCAAUCUCGCCGUUCAGUUCGUUCGAUGAACUGGAUACGAGCCUCGAUGUCGACUAUUCACGAUUAGAGACUGAGGCGAUGCGAUCUCAAACAAUGUCAUCGAUGGGCAUGGUGCUUGAAGACAAGCUGGAGGCAUUCAAAGGCUAUCUGAUUUUCUCAGAGGAGAGCUUUUUCGUUGCUUUGGGAACAUUGUGCUUUGUGACGCGCGUGGUUUCUCCGGGCAUCGCAGGUAAUUUCUUUCUCCAGGAAGUCGAAGACUUUGUCAAUGUAUCGUUCUUUGUCAAGUUUUUGCUUCUGUUCUGGAUUAAUGAGUUCAACAUCUCCUGGCUCUUCACGGGAAAGGGAGUGUUAGAUCUGGCGAGCAGCUUGCCAGUGCUUUGUAUUCCGGCGCGGCUGAUAGGCGGUCCCGCACUCGAGAGGACGACGGAUUUGCUGCAAAUCGGCAGGUUCCUCCGUUUGCUUCGCGUGGCGCUGCCUUCAGACAGGGAUGCUGGCCCUGGUGGUAUAGUGAUGAGGACUGUUCCCGUGAGUCAGCAGAUCAUCGCCGUCUUGCUCUCCUUGCUGGGUACUGUCGUUGUUUCCGCCACUGUCUUGUACGCGUUUGAGAAUCCCGACACAGAUAUGGAGGAGCGCACCUUUGAAGAUGCUCUUAUCUACAUGGUCAACAUCUUUGCGGGUCGCGAUCCACCAUGGUAUCCGCUGAAUCCACAGGCAAAGAUUGCCUCUGUGGUGGCCACGACUUCAGGGAUAAUCUUCAUUCCCUUCCUGGUGGCAAGAUCAGUCGAGCUCUUCAUGAAGAGCGACGAUCAAGCGGCUGUAAGUGCUGUCGGUACGGUAUUGGCUCCAGGAGGCAGCGAUGUCAGCAGCUGGGCGGAAGUCUUGGAGUGUUUAGACGUCGUUGAGCAGCAAGGCUUCCUCGAAAAGGAGGAGAUGAGGCAACUUCGUCUGAUGUGCCUGGACAGGGACGACCGCCUGGCCAUUCUGCACACCUGCUACUCGAAGAGAGCAAAGGAGAAGAGAAACCUGAAGCUUUACGCUUAUUUCCGCGGCGAGUCUGCCGCCACCUGCGUCCAGUUUUCCACCGGCCUAACACUGAGCCGUGCUCACCUGGGUCGGACGGCUCUGCAGAGCCCCUCUCUGGGCUGGACUGCUGUCACGAGCGAAAAUGGACGAGUUCAGACAAAAAAGCUCGUUAUUGAGCUGGAUCUUCUCGAUGAGACUGAGAUGCCAGAACGUAGCAGGCGCCGAGCCUGGCGGAAACCGCUCGCCAACGAUUCCACGAAGGUGAUGGCCUGGAGACCACGUGCUGCUGCAAAGCAUGGGACCAUCGGUGUUCCCGAAGGUCGCCACGAGAAGCGGUGCCAUCCGCCUAGCCAGAGAAGAGGGCUGCGGUCGCAGCGGCUUGCCAAAGAAGAGACAAGCCUUGCGUGCCUGCUUGGCUCGAGAAUUUUUGGCGCAUGCAGGGGUGAGGCGAUACCUUUACUGGAGCUGAGCGAUGCGCGUUCCACGACGUGUGUAAACGACAUGCCCAGGGGUCGAAGAGGCAGAAAGCGUGCCUCGCCUCGAGUGUCCAUAUCCCAGAAGGGAGCUGAUGCCUUCAAGCAUGCGUGUUUUCGAUUGGGGAGGCAACCCACCUGCGACGUGCUCGCUGAUUUACGUGACAAUGGUGCCUUGGUGCUGGACGUGCAGCUCUGCCGGGACCUGGAGCCCUGUCUCAUCUUCCUCCGCGAGGCUCCCAUGGGCAUCUACCAGGUAGUGAUCUACGAUGGCUUCUGGUUCUUCGGGCAGGACGACAACUAUCGAGUCAAGCUCCAGGCUGCUGCGCAGCGAAUGCCGCAGGGCAUACUGCAGGACCAGGUUCAGCUGCUGCGCCUCAUGCGUGCACUUGCCGCCUUUUGCAAUUUGCGCGGUCGUGGCCUAGCAGUGUUGGAGCUCACUGGCCUUCCCUUGGGACGCUCCGCGCAUCACAACGUCACGGUGCCACUGUGCCACUGCCUGGCAGCUGCGCCGGCACUGCAGCACUUGGCCGGCUGUGCUCUGCAAGAUCGUGGGCUGGCUCAGAUUUUGCCAUAUUUCGGUACUCGGCUCCCGAAGCUGUCGCACUUAUCUUUGGCACAGAAUCACCUACGAGACCUUCGACUGCUGGCUCGUCUGCUGCACGUUCGAGCGCAAGCCCAACAAAAGCAGCAGGUGGUGCCACUCAGUGUACUGGACCUUUCCGGCAACCCACUGCUGGGUGCCAUUCGCAAUUCGCACGAGACUUCAUUGAGAUUCUGGCGGCGAGACCAGCGUGUUCCCUUGACAAGGGAAAAUUUGCUACGCGUUCUUUGCCAAGCUUUGAGAUCGGGUCUGCUCAUCAAGACCGUUCGUCUUAGGUCCAUGUGUCUGCGGCGAGAUGAUUUGCGACCACUGCUGCAAUUACUGCGAAGAGAGCUGGCGCACGAGUACGACGGCUACAACCGCCGCUUCCCUCUGGCUGAGUUGAGUUUGGAAGACAACGACCUGGGCGAGCAGUUCCCGGCUGCCAUCGCGAAUGCGCUGAGAGAGCUGUCCCCUGUCGUGGGCGUGCGUUGGCCACGCCCUGGGCAAUCACAAGGUUUGAUGCCAGAGCGGCCUCCUGCCUCUACACGCCAAGGGCAUGCAGCUGCGAGAGUUCUUCGGAAGCCAGAGUCGCUGCCAGACUUGUACACCACUGGCAACGACAUGCCAGAGCGAGAUGCCCUCAGUGAGGGGGAUAUCGAGGACAAUGACGUGUUUAGCUUGAAUCUUCGGUCUCGCCGGGAAACCAUGCUGCGAUUCCGUGAGGAACUCAAGAUUCUGUCUACGAUUUUAGGGACGAGGGAGAGAGGAGCUAGAGGACGAGACUCCGAAGUCGAUGCCCAACAUGAGCUGCACGGGGAGUGGCAAACCGCGAGCGAACCUGUCACAUUUGCCACACGGGGUUUCGGGCCUACAUGUCAAAGAUUGGCGAAUAUGGUCAGCUUGAGCGAAUCCGAGGAAAGCGACCGAAGCGGCAUUGCUGUUGGUGCCAUUCCAGACAUGGGUUUAGCAUGCGGCUUCGGCCCUCCAGUCCCUCCCGGCUCCUCCUACACGUCGGAGGGCUCAGAGCCCUCCGAUCCGCAGAGGCACGCAAAGAUGCAGGUCCUUCGAAACGUGAUUUCAGAAGGGCGGCAAAGUGACAUUCCUACAGAUCAGAUGAUGAGGUUUGCUCUGGAUCUAGUGAGCUCAGACACAAGUCUCAAUGCUUUGCCAGAGCCCGUGAACAGAGGGGCAGGCGAGCUCUCUAGCCGCAAGCAGCCUGGCGGCAACUUGCCAUCAUAUCUGCAUGGCCCAGUCAGCAGCUCUCCUCUCAAGGUUGUCGUGGACGUGCGAGUUGAGAACGCAGCAAGCACACGUACACAUUGCUACCCUGUUAUGAACCAGAUCAUGUCACCUUCAAUGUCCGUUGAGAAGGUUGUUGGCGUCGCCCUUGCCAAUGCCGCAGCUAACCAGCAAGGGCAGCUCCGCGGUACAGCGUCGAUGGUGCCGGCUCCAGCUGGUGCACCCAUGCCGUCGAGGACGUGCAGCGACGUGGUCGGCAGGGGCAGGGUCUCUUUGUGCAAGACCAGCUUGCCAAAAUGUAGAGAGCUGGGGCCUGGACGUCCAGCUCUGCCAAGCUCGAAGCUUCGUGACAGCCCUGACAGCACUGUGGCCCAAGGCCACAGCCAGUCUAAGCUCGUAUCGAAGAAGCGCAUCAUUGCUGAAGAUGCUCCGCAAGCGAAAGUAGCUACGACGGCCCUGGGUGUGCGAAGUGCAAGUCCAAGUCCGUUCAGGGUACGGCCUUCAGGCUAUGAUUGCAAGAGGCGUGCCGUCGCAUCAGCAGUGUGGGCUGCCAAGCUUGGAGCGGAGAAUGCAAUCCGCCUUGUCAGUACCAGAUUGCCACAGAGCGCCGUAGCAAAACAGCAGAGCAGCUGA